This is a messenger RNA of Sinocyclocheilus grahami, 586 nucleotides long. RefSeq names its product mitotic spindle assembly checkpoint protein MAD2A-like. Lineage: Eukaryota; Metazoa; Chordata; Actinopteri; Cypriniformes; Cyprinidae. The record is from RefSeq and is a predicted model, not a curated record. The transcript is spliced from 4 exons. Bases 23 to 586 code for a protein of 187 amino acids. Gene Ontology annotation, cellular component: kinetochore; cytoplasm; nucleoplasm. Gene Ontology annotation, biological process: mitotic spindle assembly checkpoint signaling.
UUCGGCGUCGUCACAAUGACGUAUGCGCCUGCGUCAGACGCAGCGUCUAGAUUCAAACUGGUCGGCGGUUAAGAAGAAACCAGGAACAAGUGAGGAGGGCUUGAAGCAGCGUACAGAAAAUAAGCUAAAUCAAAAAUCCAAGAUGUCCAAGACAUUGAAAGGAAUCACUCUGAAGGGGAGCGCGGAACUCGUUGCUGAGUUUUUCUCGUUCGGAAUCAACAGCAUCUUGUACCAGCGAGGAAUCUACCCAGCAGAAACCUUCACCAGAGUUACACAAUAUGACAUGAGCCUUCACCUGACCACAGAUGCAAAGCUGAAGAACUACCUCACCAAUGUCGUCUCACAACUCAAAGAAUGGUUGUUUGAUUGCACAGUUCAGAAGCUGGUGGUUGUCAUCACAUGCCUGGAGACCAAUGAGGUGCUGGAGCGAUGGCAGUUUGAUAUUGAGUGUGACAAGACCGCAAAUGAGAGCAGCGCACCCAGGGAGAAGUCCAUAAAAGCUAUCCAAGAGGAAAUCCGUUCCGUUAUCAGACAGAUCACUGCCACAGUCACCUUCUUGCCGUUAUUAGAAAUUGCUUGUAAGUAA